ACAGAUGGCAAACUGUGCGAUUUUGUAGAUCUUUGGAAUGUUUUGUUAGUCAGCAUAUGGAGGAGGCAAGACGAAGCAAAGUACAUACUGCAGAAAUGGAUCUGUACUAAAGCGACAUUCCUUUUAAUGCUAUUAAUGGUAGAGAUAGUAUGAAACGUGGAAUGGAGCAUGAAGAAGAGAAACUCAUGAGAUGUGAUACUUGUGAUUUUGCAUGUAAUAAAAUUAAUAGUCUUAAUAGACAUAUGAGGAUACAUACUGGAGAAAAACGCUUUAAAUGUACUGUUUGUGAUUUUGCAUGCUAUGACAGAAGUCGUCUGGAGACACAUAACAUGAUACAUACUGGAGAGAAACCUUUUAAAUGUAAAGUUUGUGAUUAUACAUGUAUUGAAAGCGGUAGUCUGAAGAGACAUAGAAGGAUACAUACUGGAGAGAAACCUUUUAAAUGUAAAGUUUGUGAUUAUAAAUGUAUUAGAAUCGGUAGUCUGAAGACACAUAUGAGGAAACAUACUGGAGAGAAACCUACGAGGAUACGUACUAGAGAAAAACCCUUUAAAUGUACUGCUUGUGAUUAUGCAUGCUGUGACAGAAGUUGUCUUGAAACACAUAGCAUGAUACAUACUGGAGAGAAACCUUUUACAUGUAAAGUUUGUGAAUAUACAUGUAUUAGAAUCGAUACUAUGAAAACACAUAUGAUGAAACAUACUGGAGAGAAACCUACGAGGAUACGUACUAGAGAAAAAUCCUUUAAAUGUACUGCUUGUGAUUAUGCAUGCUGUGACAGAAGUUGUCUCGAAACACAUAGCAUGAUACAUACUGGAGAGAAACCUUUUACAUGUAAAGUUUGUGAAUAUACAUGUAUUAGAAUCGAUACUAUGAAAACACAUAUGAUGAAACAUACUGGAGAGAAACCUUUUAAAUGUAAUGUUUGUGAUUUUUCAUGUAUUGAAAGCAGUAUUCUAAAGAGACAUAUGAGGAUACAUAGUGGAGAGAACCCCUUUAAAUGUAAUGUUUGUUAUUUUGCUUGUAAUCGAAGUCACAAUCUUAGGAGACAUCUGACGAUACAUACUGGAGAAAAACCUUCUACUGUAUAUAAAUGUAAUUCUUGUGAUUAUGCAUGCUGUGUAAGCAGUCGUCUGAAGAAACAUAUGAAGAUACAUACCGGAGAGAAACCCUUUAAAUGUAAUACAUGUGAUUAUGUAUGUAAUGAAAGCAGUCGUUUGAAAACACAUAUGAGGGUACAUACUGGAGAGAAACCCUUUAAAUGUAAUACAUGUGAUUAUGCAUGCAAUGAAAGCAGUCGUCUGAAGAAACAUUUGGGGAAACAUACUGGAGAGAAACCCUUUAAAUGUAAUACAUGUGAUUAUGCAUGCAAUGAAAGCGGUCAUAUGAAGACACAUAUGAGAAUACAUACUGGAGAGAAACCUUUUAAGUGUAAUACUUGCAAUUACGCAUGCUGUGUAAGCAGUGAUUUGAAGAUACAUAUGAGGAUACAUACUGGAGAGAAACCCUUUAAAUGUAAUACUUGUUAUUAUGCAUGCUAUGCAAGCAGUCGUCUGAAGAAACAUAUGAUGAUACAUACUGGAGAGAAACCCUUUAAAUGUAAUACUUGUAAUUUUUCAUGUAAUACAAGCAGUAGUCUGAAGAAACAUAUGAGGAUACACACUGGAGAGAAACCCUUUAAAUGUAAUACUUGUAAUUUUUCAUGUAAUACAAGCAGUAGUCUGAAGAAACAUAUGAGGAUACACAGUGAAUAGAACUUUAGAUGUAAUAAUUGCAAUUUUACCUGAAAUUCCAGUUAUAAUCUUAGGAGACAUAAUAUGAGAAUACAUACUGGAGAGAAACCCUUAAAGCAGCAUGCCUCCAGAUCAUUCUACAACAACAACAAAAAAAUAUCCAUAGAGAUUUUCAAAUAAAUGCUGUAUUUCUUAAGAAGGCUUUAAAACUUAAUUACUGACAAACUUUAUGUUACAGAAACUCAUGAGAAUUUGCUGUUUUGAGCUCACCUGUCACAUAGUGAACCUAAAGCUACUGGUCCGUUUUCAAAAUAAUUUUAAACAAAUGAUCCUCUACCAAAUUCCUUGAGAUAAUUUUGAUUCCUCAAAAAACAUGGCGACCUGCAGGAGAUGCUUGUUAUCCCUACAUGGCCAUAUAGAAAACUUUAAAUAAAAUUACUCUCAAAUCAGGCCUGUAGUUUCUUACAAGAAGAUUACUCUCAAAUCAGGCCAGUAGUUUUUUACAAGAUGAUUUAAUUUUAAAGUUAAUUUAGAAAAUUUCAACUAUAUUUUCCCAUAAUUCUUUUGAUUGAUCUUUAUUAUGAUCUAUGACCUUGAAGACGUCCUGAAGUGCAAUGAUAACAGGUGAGCGAUAUAGGGCCAUCAUGGCUCUCUUGUUACGACUUUUUACGAUGAAAAUUGAAAAGCGUUGUCAAGCUUUUACUCCAGGUAAACUGUCUCUAUUAUAAAUAUCUAUAUUUUGAAGUCAUUAUUCACUACUUCAGCUGUAGCGCUAUUGGUUACGACGACCAGAAAAUAUCUUUAUUGCCGCGGCAGUUCGGGGUUCGAUUCCUGACGCGGUCAUCUUUUUUUCUUGAUUUUUCAUUUUCAUAAUAUGGCCAAAAAAAGAUUAUUUUUAGCCAAAUCUGGAGGCAUGCUAGCUGCUUUAAACUGUAUGUAAUACUUGUGAUUAUGCAUGCAAUGAAAGCAGUCAUCUGAAGACACAUAUGAGGCUACAUACUGGAGAGAAACCGUUUAAAUGUAAUAAUUGUGAUUAUGCAUGCUGUGUAAGCAGUGAUCUGAAGGUACAUAUGAGGAUAUACACUGCAAAGAAACCCUUUAAAUGUAAUGUUUGUGAUUAUGCAUACUAUGCAAGUCAUCUGAAGACACAUUUGAGGAUACAUACUGGAGAGAACCCUUUUAAAUGUAAUAUUUGUGAUUAUGCAUGUUAUGAUAGCGGUUAUUUGAAGAAACAUAUGAGAAUAUUUCCUGGAGAGAGAACGUUUGUGAUUAUGCAUGCGAUGAAAGCAGUUGUUUAAAAGCAUAUGGUAAUGCAUACUGCAGAGAAUCCCUUUAGAUGCAAUGUUUGUAUUCAUGUAAGAAAAGAAGCCUUCUGAAGACAUUUUUGAAUCAACAUUCAAAAAUAAACUCUUAAAAUGUAAUGGUUGUUACUAUGCUUGCUAUAAAAGCAGUAAUCUGAGGACAUCAUAAUUCUUGCAGGAAAUAAAUGUGUUAAAUGUUAUGUUAGUGAUUAUGCUGGUAAUACCAGCAGUAAUUUGAAAAUACAUGAUAAUUCAUGCAGGAAAUAAAUGUGUUAAUGUGA
This is a messenger RNA of Mercenaria mercenaria, 3315 nucleotides long. Its product is annotated as zinc finger protein 91-like. The coding region runs from base 150 to 1754 and encodes 534 amino acids. NCBI's taxonomy places the organism in Eukaryota, Metazoa, Mollusca, Bivalvia, Venerida, Veneridae. The record is from RefSeq and is a predicted model, not a curated record. The transcript has a single exon.